Messenger RNA from Malassezia globosa CBS 7966, 1770 nucleotides. RefSeq lists its product as uncharacterized. Lineage: Eukaryota; Fungi; Basidiomycota; Malasseziomycetes; Malasseziales; Malasseziaceae. Gene Ontology annotation, molecular function: poly(A) binding. The transcript has 2 exons. Gene Ontology annotation, biological process: mRNA processing; nuclear-transcribed mRNA poly(A) tail shortening. The record is from RefSeq and is a predicted model, not a curated record. Gene Ontology annotation, cellular component: PAN complex; P-body. The coding region runs from base 1 to 1770 and encodes 589 amino acids.
AUGAAGGCCGGAGAUGAUGCAGUGCCAUCCACACGAGUAGAAACGAAGAGCACUGACGCGCAUUCCGCACGAAAGGACUCAGGCACAUCCCUCUCCAAUGUCCUGUCAAGCUCGAACGCGUCUCUGGCGACCAUUUCGUUCCAACCUCGCUCGACGCCGUCUAUUCGAGCCAAGCUUGCCGAAGCACCUGUAUUUGUACCGCGCAGCUCGAAUGUGUCGUCUUCGGCCACGAUGGAUACACAUUCGUCGCCGACAUCGCCCAUAACGCCGCAUCAGCAAGUGCCUGCCAUGUAUCGACAUUCGGCAGGUGCAGGAGCGCCGGCGGCUCCUGCGCCGUCUGCCGGUGACAGUAGUAGCGCCGUGCCAUCUUCGUCCUUGACAGUGGGUGCGGGGACUGCACCAUCUUUGACGAGUUCCGGCACUCCAGGUGCCGCAGCGGCUGCUGCUGCCGCUUCUGCCGCGGCACAUGGCCCACCUUAUUCGUCGUUAGCGUACGAGUCCUUUCCUUACGAUGCGCCAAGUGCAGAUGCCCGUGCGGUGCGGCAUCCAUUGCAGUACCAUCUGUACGCGCCUCCAUUCCCACACGUUAGCAACUUUCAUCCGACGCAUCAUGCUGCGAUGACAUUUUUUAUGGACCCAACGCUGCAGGAAGAGCUGCAUCGGAAGCAGGAGGCCUUCCACGCAUACAAGGCUACCUGUGCAUUGGACGGAAAGUGCUAUGUACUGCGUCGGAUCGAGAACGUCCAGUUGAGUCAUCCCGCAGCCAUUGGCACGGCAGAGCGCUGGCGGAAGAUUCGCCAUCCUGGCAUUGUCGCUGUGCGCGAAGCGUUCACGACGCGUGCUUUCGGCGAUCACUCGAUCGUGUUUGUGUAUGAUUUCCAUCCCCUGGCCACAACACUCUACAUGGAACACAUGACCGUGAAGCCCCUGCAGCCUGAUCGUCGGACGGGGCGUCUUCAGCCGGUAUCGAUGCAUGUUCCCGAGCGAGUGCUCUGGAGUUAUGCAUGCCAGCUUGCGAGCCUGCUGCGUGUUGUGCACGGAGCCGGCUUGGCGGCACGCUGCAUUGAGCCCAGCAAGGUGCUGCGUACAGGCCACAACCGCCUGCGGCUGAACGGAUGUGCGAUCUUUGACGUGCUCUUGUACCAAGCACAGCCGCCCGCGGAUGCUUUGUUAGUGCAACAGCGAGACGACCUCACUGCUCUUGGCCGCUUGCUCUUGUGUACAGGCUGCAACAAUGUGGCAGCGGCCGCUACGUUGUCCGAGAGCUUUGAUGCCUUCCAACGCACGUACAGCGCCGAGCUCGUCCACUUUGUACACAAGCUUGUCCAUGGCGAGCAUUUGUCCAUCACAGACACUUUGCACGAGUUGACGCCGUACUUGGCAGAUGAAGUGGGCAGCGCCCUAUACCACACGGAUCUGUUAGAGGCAGCGCUCAUGCGCGAGCUGGAGAAUGGGCGGCUCGUGCGUCUCCUGUGCAAGCUCAAUACCGUUGAUCAGCGACCGGAGUACGAGCGAGAGGGGCCAAGCAAUGAGACGGGCGAGCGGUACGUACUUAGGCUGUUCCGCGACAUGGUGUUCCAUGCCGUCGACGAACGAGGCCAUCCGACGCUGGAUCUUAGUCAUGUGCUGGUACAUCUCAAUAAGCUCGAUGCGGGCGUCGAUGAGAGACUGUUGCUCAUGAGUCGCGAUGAGCUGAAUUGCGUGAUUGUCAGCUAUGCGGACAUCAAGCGAUAUGUGGAGACGGCCUUUCUUGACUUGACGCGGUCAUAA